This is a messenger RNA of Hypomesus transpacificus, 3981 nucleotides long. It is a transcript of the gene snx19a, whose product is annotated as sorting nexin 19a. Gene Ontology annotation, cellular component: early endosome membrane; intracellular membrane-bounded organelle. Lineage: Eukaryota; Metazoa; Chordata; Actinopteri; Osmeriformes; Osmeridae. Bases 481 to 3303 code for a protein of 940 amino acids. The transcript has 11 exons. The record is from RefSeq and is a predicted model, not a curated record. Gene Ontology annotation, molecular function: phosphatidylinositol binding.
GAUCUAUCAGGACCAGCUGAAGAGGCAGCUAACUAGCUGUGUGUAGCAGCAGAUAUGUUAAAUUAAGAUGGUUGGAAUUUAACCUUAAUUUAGAGAUCAUAUUGACGGUACAGCAUUAUGUCUAGAUUAUGCUCAACCAGCGAUAGUGUAAAGUGUCAAAACUCAUGUUACACAGUUUAUCUAAUUGAAACAGUACUUGUCUAGUUACAAAGCUUAUAUCAUUAUACUACAGACACCAGGGACAGCUUGCUAUUUUACUAAUUGGAUUAACCUGGCGAGCUACAAGACUGUAACAUGCUAAGCUGGUUGAAAUGCCUGUUAAGACCUUUUUGAAUGCAGUUAUUUAGUUUUUCAACAUUCCAUAAUCAACUGGUGGUCAACUGUAUGUUGGAUAGGAUGCAGGUAUUGAGUCAUUUCUAUCAAGUUCACCUAUUCCAUUGGUAUUAAGGGGAGUCAGUAGAGUCAGACACCAAGUCAGUAAUGUAUCCUCCAGAUGCUUCAGGUUCUUACCAUUGGCCCCUGUCUGAGCUCCUUGGUCAGCGGAAGCUGUUAGGGUUUACCAUUCUGCUGGCAUGGCUUGUCCUUUUCCAUCUGCUGGUGAAUGUGUGGCUGCUCUGCAUCUUCACCAGUCUCUUGGUGGUUCUUGGAGGUUGGCUAGGGAUCCGUGCUGCGCUCGAUGCAAACAGCCUGCUCCACCUGGAACACUUUGUCCCCAUGGGAGGGCUCCAACCGGCCCUGCACUCCCCUGAGAGCGAGUGGAGGCUGGACCACGAGAUCCACAACGCGGUCCACAAGGCGGUUCGGGACUUUGUCUCCUCGUGGUACCGCACCCUGGUGUUUGAGGAGGGGGGGGAGUUUGAGCAGGAGGUGCAGGACGCCAUGCUGGAGUCUGUGAUGGAGCUGAAGGGACGAGCUCUGCGCGUGGACAGGAAAGCCCUGGUACAGAGGGCCCUGGAGCUAUGUGGCUGCCACCUGCAGAGCUACAUGACAGCCAGGGAAACGCAGGCGGAGGCUAACAAGCUCCAGAGAGAACGUAGCAGCCUGUGGGAGCUCUACAGCAAGGCGGACGCCCCCCACCCUGCCCUGAGCAGUCCGGCUACAGAGCUCAGCUACGCCAGGGCUGUGGUGAACCUCCUCCUCCAUGUUCUAGUCCCGUCCCCUCACCUGGAGACCAGGACGGGACGCUACAUGGUGGGGGAGCUCAUCACCUGCAACGUGUUGCUGCCCCUUGUCAGCAGGGUGUCGGAUCCAGACUGGCUCAACCUGACCAUUGUGGACAUCUUCACCAAGUCACGAGAGCGGCCAGCGGACGACGCAGAAGAGCUCCUUGGGUCUCUGUAUAAAAGCCAGACCCGGCACGAGUCCUGGGACACCUGUUGCUCAGACUCGUCAACCUUAGAUGAACAAGACACCCCCAGCAAGAAUCAUUUUGACCUGGCAGGCAUUUCAUAUGACGCCAAUCCUCACAAGUCAUUCUAUAUGUCGCAAGGUUUGAAAGAAGAGGCUCGGCAGGACAGCAUGGUGAGUCUGGUCAGCUCUGGUCGAGGAGACAGCUGCUCCGCGGGGCUCCUCAGUCCCUGCCAAGCCAACUGCUUUUAUCAACGGACAGACUCAGACCAGGAAUCCCACUUACUGGAUUCCAAGAAGCACUCCUUCGACUCCCUUCUCCGCACGGACUCUGAGGAGGACCAGGCAGACAGCUACUGCGAGUGCACUUCGUCAACAAACUUCUGCAGUGUGCUGGGUUUCGAGGAUGACCUGUCUGGAUGUUUUGGUCCCCUAAGGGCCCUUGGGACCAGGGCGCCAGUGCCCGAGGAGCCUCACUGGCCGGCCGGCAUGGCGGAGGAUCUACCUGCGGUCUGUGCUGCAGGGGGCCUGGGCCUGACCCCCUUUAGCUUCGAGCCCCCAAUCAGCCUAGAUGGACCUGCCACCAUCCAGAACCUGCGCAUCACUGGUACUGUCACUGCCAAGGAGCACCGUGGUACUGGUGACCACCCCUAUACCCUCUACACUGUGAAGUAUGAAACCCUUGUUGAUGCCGAAUGCCUGGGCGCUUUGCAGCCUGUUGCCUACCACACCGUGAAUAGGCGCUACAGUGAAUUCCUCAACCUGCAAACUCGGCUGGAGGUGAAGCCUGACCUCAGGAAGAUGAUAAAGAGCAAAGAUAUCAAAGGCCCCAAGAAGCUUUUUCCAGACCUCUCAUUUGGAAACGCAGAUCUUGACAAGGUGGAAGUUCGGAAGAGCCAGCUGGAUACAUUUCUUAAACAACUGAGCACCAUCCCAGAGACGGCCAACAGCGAGGAGAUGCAGGAGUUCCUGGCUCUCAAUACAGAUGCCAGCACAGCUUUUGAGAAGAAGCCCUUUGUUAUGUCAAGACUUGAUAAGAUGGUGGGGAAUGCUUUAGACACCUUGAAGACAGCUUUCCCUCGCUCUGACCCCCUGAGCCCCUCUGAAGACCUGGAUGGUGACAGCAGCUCUGAGAGCAGAGUCCCCCCAGACAGCAGGAAACCCAGGUCACGGCUCAGGUUCUCCAGUAAGAUCGCUCCUUCUCUCAACAUACCUGACCUGCAGCCCAAAGUGACCUACUCCUUCAGCGAAGACAGCACUGUGUUCAACGGCUUAUCCCUGUCUGGCCUGGAGAGCUUUGUUGGAGAGCAGGAGAGGCUUCUGCGCUGGCCUCCUGGGACAGCACCCGGGGAGGGCAAGAGGGCCAGCCAGCCGCCCGGGCCUGACCGGAGGGGAGGUGGGACCUGGGAGAGGAAACCUCGUGGGACAGACACAGCCGUGGCAGAUGUGGCCCUGAACAUCCUGUGCCUUCUGAUGAGGGAGCAGUGGAGCUGGCUGUGCACUGAGAACAUCCAGAAGACCAUCCGGCUGCUGUUUGGAACCUUCAUCGAGAGGUGGCUGGAUGUGGGCGUGGCCCACCUGACCAGCGCCCCCUGCUGGGUGAUCUACCUGCAGGUGAUGCAGGAGGCAGUGUGGCCAGGGGGAACUCUCCCCGCCCAGCCUCGCUCCGAGCGCAGCCCCGCUCAGAGAGAGGAGACCAAACAGCAGUGUCUCAACUGUCUCCUGCAGCUGCUUCCAGAGUUCAUCACUGACAUGCUGGGGACAGAGAAGUACAGACAGAGCUUGGAGACAGUGCUGGAGUCUCUGCAGGACCCCCACAUCAACAAGCACCUUGUCUACUGCGUCUGUGACCUGCUGCUGGAGUUCCUGAUCCCCGAGUCUUCCGAGGAGGACUUCCAGAGGUCUCUCCUGCACAGCCUGUCUGGGGACGUGGAGAGGGUGUCUGCCUCAGCGUGAGCGGGUGUGCCCUGACGGCUCUCCCUUCUUUCACCCCAACAUCCUCUUGGCAACCCCCCCCCCCCCCCUUUUAGAGUCUCUUUUGUCCGGAGUUCUUUCAUUAAACGAUAGAUGAAGCAUGCACAUCUGGUUCAGGGCUAAGCAUUGGGGUCAAGAUAUGGCUUUUGUGUCCGGCACUUGUUAAAGGAUUUACUCUAUCCUUCAACUACAUGCCCCCCCCCCCCCCCCCCCCCCCCUCCCCUCCCCUGCCAAUGUGGACUUUCUCAUCACCGUGGUGACCAGGGCCCUGCCUGCUGGGUCCAUCAUAAUGGGGCUAGGAGUUUACUGGAAGUGCUGCUGACGUCAGUAUUGACGCUCCUCCUCUCAGACGAUGAGAACUGGAAUUGCUAGAGGGAUAAAGGAUGACAUUGAAUGUCAUAUUUAAACUCAGUAAUGUUGAUAAUGUUAUUGGUAUUUUUAUAUAGAAUAUUAUUUAUUCAUGUAUUUAUUUAUUUAUAGUAUUAUGAAGACACAUUAGUGUUUAUCUGAAAAUAUUUGAUAAAGAUGAAGGUGAAAGUUCUGUCCUUUUGGUACAGUGUGACAGCCUGAUGUUUUCAUGUAAAAAAAACCUGAUGUUGAAAUAAGUUAAUAAGUUGUAAAUUAAUACUUGAUAUGCAUACUGUGAAUAUAAAUACAAUU